Penicillium cataractarum is the source of this 2214-nucleotide messenger RNA. Its product is annotated as putative exonuclease. The transcript is spliced from 3 exons. Gene Ontology annotation, biological process: mismatch repair; DNA double-strand break processing; DNA recombination. The record is from RefSeq and is a predicted model, not a curated record. Lineage: Eukaryota; Fungi; Ascomycota; Eurotiomycetes; Eurotiales; Aspergillaceae. Gene Ontology annotation, molecular function: metal ion binding; DNA binding; 5'-3' DNA exonuclease activity. Gene Ontology annotation, cellular component: nucleus. Bases 1 to 2214 code for a protein of 737 amino acids.
AUGGGUAUCAAGGCUAUAGGACUUCACGGGCUUCUCAAGUCCAUACAAAAACCAUGUCAUUUGAAGAAUUUGAGUGGACAGACCCUUGGCGUCGAUGCCUAUGGCUGGCUCCACCGCGGUACAGUGGCCUGCUCAGUGGACUUGGUCCUAGAUAGACCUACCAGAAAACAUCUUGAUUUCGUCCUUAAUCGAGUCCGCAUGCUCCUCUUCUUCGGCGUCACCCCAUAUCUCGUUUUCGAUGGCGACAAUCUCCCUAGCAAAGCCGGCACUGAGCAGGACCGAUAUCGACGCCGCCAGCAGAGCAAGGCAAUGGGGCUUGAUCUACAACGCAAAGGUCGAUUGGCGGAAGCCUACCAAGAGUUCCAGAAGGCAGUCGACGUUACCCCAUACAUGGCCCGUCAGUUGAUUGAGGAAUUGAAGAAAAUGAACGUUCAAUAUGUGGUGGCCCCAUAUGAAGCAGAUGCCCAGCUGGUGUACCUUGAGCAACAGGGUCUCAUUCAUGGAAUCAUUUCCGAGGACUCGGAUUUGCUGGUGUUUGGUGCGAAGAGACUAUUGUCCAAAAUGGACCAGCAUGGGGAUUGCAUCGAAAUUGACCGGGCAGACUUUACCGCUUGUCGGGAAGUUAGCUUGGUUGGCUGGAGUGACGCAGAUUUCCGACGGAUGUGUAUCCUGAGUGGAUGUGAUUACCUGGCAAACAUUCCCAAAAUGGGAUUGAAGACUGCCUAUCGCAGCAUUCGCAAGCACCGAACUGUGGAAAAGACCUUGCGCAUGCUGCAAUUUGAGAACCAUCUUCAGGUUCCCGCUGACUAUCUCGCCAAGUUCCAGCAGGCGGAGAUUACUUUCCUCUACCAGCGAGUCUUCUGCCCCAAUGCUAAGAAGCUGGUGACUCUUACACCUCCCGAAGAUGGGAUCAACCUUGACGAGCUGCCAUUCAUCGGCGCGGACGUGGUGGCGGACAUUGCAGCUGGAGUGGCCUGCGGUGACUUGGACCCGACAACCAAGGAACCGAUUGAGUUGAAACCAGUGGCUCCAGGUAAAUUAUUCCGGGGGAUUAUUCGCCGUCAGACUCUGGGGUCGUCUUCCGAGCUGAAGCCCAGCAAGCCCAUCAGUUCGAUCUUCACCCCGAAGCGCAUGCCGCUGGGCGAGCUGGAUCCGAACAGUCUCACCCCGUCCCCGAGCCAGCAGAUACUUCUGGAACGGAAUGCGAACAACUCCUGGCAAGCCAGCUUUUCGCCCUAUCGCUCGACACCGAAUAGAUCGACCUCCUUCCGGGCACUGCCUGACCAAGGCCGCAGCCCGAUGGUCCGUAGCGUUGAGCGUAACUCAUUCCUCGCACAAACCGCGACUGCAUCUACCCUUCAGCCCAUUAAGCGACAGAGACUAUGCUCUGAGACCGAGGAUGAUCAGCUACCAGCGCGUCCUGACUUUCGGAGCCGCUUCUUUGCCCCCAAGACAGACCAAGCCAGCCCCAGCGGAGAAAAGGUCUCGCGAACCAAGAAACAACGCAAGUCGGGGUUGGAUGUUUUCUCUGAUGACUCGGUGGCUGAAGAUAUCUUCUCUGGGAUCCCCGACCCUGGCUCCAAGCAAGAUGUCCAAGAUGCCAUGGAAACUCCAGUUAGAGUGCAAGGACCAGCAGAAGCCGAUGUCCGGGGCGAGGAAGAUAGCCCAUCUGUCCGACAGACUGAAUGCAGUGAUGCACUGCCGAGAGACGAAGCUCAAGCAGAUCAAGCAUCCGAGGAUCAUGAGUUCGAUCAAGCUCUAGGCUAUCAUGUUCAACGACAGAAUUCGUCGAUCCUUUCAAAGUACACCUUUAAUGCAGGCUCCAAGGCUGCUUCUAGCCGGUCUCCAAUGACCAAAAUUCCGGUCUUUCAAUCCGGUAACAAGCCUGCGCUACUCGCAUCGCCCCGGACGCCUCAAGUGACUGCUCAGAGAGCCCCACAGCGCCAGCGAUUGACCCCGUUGCAGCGUAUGGGGCAAGCAGCCUUGACUCGAUCUCAGUCUAUCAACUUCCCAACUAAGCUUCGCCAGGCCGACUCUAUGGAUUCGCAGAGUGAAGGAGAGUCUCUGCUUGCGCCGAGAUCCUCCCGCAACUCUAUUCAAGGCAGCGAAGAUCUGAUCAUCCCCGACAGUGACGAGGACGGAGAGGAUGAGCAUAAAAUUUCUGGACAGACCACACCAUUGGAUCUGAAGCGAUUCUCGUUUGCAGUGAACUAA